UUUUCUUGCCAUGUUUUCUGCCAGACAUGCUGAGUUUCUCCAGCACUUUGUUUUUGUUUCAUGGUUUCUAUUCCUAAUUUUAGUAAAAUGUGUUUAAAAAUGUUGUCUGGGAUGGAGAUUCAAGAUGGUGGCAGUCUGAAAAGUCUGCUGUGUUGGGCUGUGUGCCAUACCGCAGGCAAGGUGGGCUCCUACUCCUCCGCCCAACCCCUCACCCACAUCAGCCACCCCUGAGAAAAAUUGUCAGUAUAAAGCAGGCAGAACACCUACAACCUUUUUAAAUUUGGAUUUGGAGGUUUUGGAGUUGAGAUGAAGACAAAUAAAGGAAAAGGAGCUAGGGGAGUGCAACAGGCAGGGCAUUCCCGUACUGUGUCGGGCACACCUACAGCCGCUGCUUUGAAUCUUGUGGUGGCGCCUUUGAGCUCAGUGGAACAGCAGCACCUGCUCGCGGAGUUUGCAAAACUCCAUGAUAAAAUCGAAACAGUGCUGGAACCGAUUACUGUCAUGCCGACAAAACAUGAGCAGGAGAUUCAGGCACUGGGUCAAUGCAUGGAAGUGGUCGAGCAAAGGACCGUGGCGUCGGACUCUGUGAUGGAGAACUCCGAGGGGCGGAUCCAAACCUUGGAAGGCCAGGUUCGGGCCUUGCUGGAACAGGUCGACGACCUCACAGCUCGAGGAAUUGUCUCUUUCGUGCUCUUGGAGAUCAGCUUGAAGGUCAUUCUCGAAACCACCUAAAGCACCGGAGGGAAACAGUGGACUUCAUGAUAAAACAUCGUCAAGAUUUUGAACCGUUUGUAGAGGAUGAUGUCCCUUUUGAUCGAUAUGUUGCGAAUCUGGAAAAGCCAGGCACAUUUGUCGGCAACGAUGCAAUUGUCGCCUUCGCAAGGAACAACCAAGUGAAUAUUGUGAUUCACCAGCUUAAUGCCCCACUUUGGCAGGUUUUUGGAACCCGUAAGAGCAAUCCUGUAGAGUUGCAUAUUGCCUACAGAUAUGGGGAGCACUAUGACAGCGUACGCAUGCUCAAUGAUAAUUCAGAAGCACCUGCAAACCUAAAGACAGAGAUGCUUGUUAAAGAUGAUCCAAAGAAGAAAGAUCGAAACAAAAUGAGCCAUUACCAGAUGGAAGAUAUACGGGAUUUUGAAAGUGAGGUGACCAAGACUGAUUUGGAUGAUGCAAUUCAGAAAGUACGCAAUGCAACGGGGUGCAUGGAUACUGAUAUGAUUAUACAGAAUCUGGAGGCUGAAAACUACAACAUAGGGUCUGUAAUAUUCACCAUUUUGCAGACCAAUGAACUGAAGAAUAGCAAUAGUGAUGAAGAUUCCAACAAAACCGGUUCUAAUUGCAGCCCUCCGCACAUGUCACCCCUCUGGAUGGAGAAUGGAACUGCUAACAGGAUUUUUGGAAAUCACACUGUCAAUACUGAAGAGUUUGAAAACAAUAAGCGGCCCAAUGACGUAGAAGAAAACAAAAGAACCAGAAAUAAGGUAACGAACAAGCAGCGAAAAGAACAGCAAAGGUUGGAAAAGAAGAAACGACAGGAGGAACGACACCGACAGAAGGUCCUAGAGAGCAGGAGCAAUAAUAUGGAAGACAAUGGGACCAAUAGAGACUUUCAGGCACCAGUUACCUUAGUGAAAACAUUUACAACUUUAAAUAUUUGAUUUGUGGACAGCAACUGGCAAUCAUCUGACAUUGAAUGGUUACAUAAGUCUCCUGAGUAGGAGAUAACAUGGGAAAUGGAGAGGUUUUCUGAUGCUGCUCUCGAUUAAGAAAGUAUUUGAUUUCACAUCUUUUGAAGAACUUGUUUUCUUUGCAAACAUGAACAUGGGCAAAGGGGAAGAAAUGGCCUAAAGGUGGAAGCAGUGGAUUACUUGCAUUUUACAAAUGCAGUAAAUCUUCAUAGAGUAACAAGUCAAAAUUUAAAUAAGUUUUGCAAAAUGUAUAUGUGGAUGAACUAGCAGUAAAUGGAUUUACAGACAAGAAAGCUCUUUAAUAACUGCAAACAUGGGUUACAGGCUGGCUGUAUUAUAUUUUAAGUUAUCACACUCUUUACAUCUUUAAUGAUCAAUACUGGAGAUGAAAUAUGAGGCCCUUUCUUUAGAAACUACAUUAUAUACUGGCUUUGGCAUAUUGAACAUUUCUAAAAACAUCAUUGGUAUCGUGUUCCGGAAACACUGUGUUUUCCAAUGGGCAUCAGGUGGGGUAGGGCCAUAAACAUUAAUCGAAGUGAAGCUGUUCCUUUUUAAUCCUUACCAGGACUUUACUCUUUCAGUAAAGAGUGCGAAUAUGCUGCUAACCACCAAAAAUGAAGGUUCCUUUCCAAACAGAAUGUGCUAAGAACUUUAUCUGAGUAGGCUGAAUGGCUGUUAAUCUAGUAUAAGACAAGUGGAAGAAUUGCAACUUUUUAUUAACACCAGAUAUUCCUGUAUCUUAUUCAUUAAAGCUUUGUCAGAGAUAUUUUUAGAGGUGACUUAAGUUAAUUAAAUUCCUGAAUUUAUUUGUU
Messenger RNA from Chiloscyllium plagiosum (whitespotted bambooshark), 2500 nucleotides. It is a transcript of the gene otud3, whose product is annotated as OTU deubiquitinase 3. NCBI's taxonomy places the organism in Eukaryota, Metazoa, Chordata, Chondrichthyes, Orectolobiformes, Hemiscylliidae. Gene Ontology annotation, biological process: protein K6-linked deubiquitination; protein K27-linked deubiquitination; protein K48-linked deubiquitination. Gene Ontology annotation, molecular function: cysteine-type deubiquitinase activity. The record is from RefSeq and is a predicted model, not a curated record.